Messenger RNA from Rhinichthys klamathensis goyatoka, 2692 nucleotides. Its product is annotated as leucine-rich repeats and immunoglobulin-like domains protein 3. Lineage: Eukaryota; Metazoa; Chordata; Actinopteri; Cypriniformes; Leuciscidae. The record is from RefSeq and is a predicted model, not a curated record. Bases 22 to 2532 code for a protein of 836 amino acids. The transcript is spliced from 14 exons. Gene Ontology annotation, molecular function: protein binding.
GAAUUGUGUGUUUGCAGGUUGAUGAAUAACAACCGUAUCUCCACGCUGGAGCACGGCUGCUUCAGUAACCUGUCCAACUCGCUGCUGGUGUUAAAACUCAACAAGAACCGGCUGAGCUCCGUCCCGCCCAAGAUCUUCCCGCUCCCGCACCUGCAGACCCUAGAGCUGAGCAGGAACCGUGUUCGGCGUAUCGAGGGUCUGGCGUUUCACGGACUCCACGGCCUUCGCUCGCUGAAGAUCCAGAGGAACGGCAUCACACGCCUCAUGGACGGGGCUUUCUGGGGUCUCAACAACAUGGAAGUGCUACAGCUGGAGCACAAUAACCUGACGGAGGUGAGUAAAGGCUGGCUCUACGGGCUCCUGACGCUGCAGAAACUUCAUCUGUCGCACAACACCAUCAUCCGCAUCAGAGCCGACGCCUGGGAGUUCUGCCAGAAACUCUCCGAGCUGGAUCUGAACUGGAACCAGCUGACCCGUUUGGAGGAAGGCAGUUUCGUCGGACUCAGUGUCCUCGAGCAGCUCCACGUCGGACACAACCGCGUCAGUUUCAUCGCCGACGGAGCGUUUCGAGGCCUCGCCAACUUGCAGACGCUAGAUCUGAAGUGUAACGAGAUCUCAUGGACCAUCGAGGACAUGAACGGCCCUUUCUCUGCUCUGGACAAUCUGAGGAAGCUGUUCCUCCAAGGGAACCGCAUCCGAUCGGUCACCAGGAAGUCUUUCACAGGCCUGGACGAGCUGGAGCAACUGGAUUUGAGCAACAACGCCAUCAUGUCGCUGCAGGCCAACGCCUUCUCUCAGAUGAAGAAGCUGACGGAGCUGUACAUCAUGCGUGUGUUGUUGUGCGCUGCAGAUGAUUUCCCCAAACCCCAGAUCACGGUUCAGCCCGAGACACAAUCCGCCAUUAAAGGCACGAACGUGACUUUCGUGUGUUCGGCGGCCAGUUCCAGCGACUCCCCGAUGACCUUCGCCUGGAAGAAAGACAACGAGGUCCUGAACGACGCAGAGAUCCACAACCAGGCCCACCUGCGGUCUCAGGUCAGCGAGGUCACGGAGGUCACAGAGGUCACGGAGGUCACGGAGUACACCACCACACUACAGCUGAGAACCGUGGACUUCUCCAGCGAGGGCAAAUACCAGUGCGUGAUCUCCAACCACUUCGGCUCCUCGUACUCCAGCAAAGCCAAGCUAACCGUCAACAUGCUGCCGUACUUCACCAAGAUGCCGAUGGAUCUGUCGAUCCGCGCGGGAGCUACGGCUCGACUGGAGUGCGCGGCUAGCGGACACCCGUCUCCUCAGAUCGCCUGGCAGAAAGAUGGAGGCACGGAUUUCCCAGCGGCACGUGAGCGCCGGAUGCACGUCAUGCCGAGAGACGACGUGUUCUUCAUGGUGGACGUGAAGACGGAAGACAUCGGUGUGUACAGCUGCACGGCCCAGAACACCGCAGGAGCCGUCUCAGCUAACGCUACGCUAACUGUGCUGGAAACGCCGUCGUUCCUGCGCCCGCUGAUGGACCGUUCGGUGGCGACGGGUGAGACCGCGGUUCUGCAGUGUAUCGCGGGCGGGAGUCCGGCACCCCGACUCAACUGGACCAAAGACGACAGCCCGCUAGUCGUGACGGAGCGGCACUUCUUCGCCGCGGGGAACCAGCUGCUAAUCAUCGUGGACGCCGCCGAGGGAGACGCGGGAACAUACACGUGCGAGAUGUCCAAUCCUCUGGGAACGGAGCGUGGGAACGUGCGUUUGGCCAUCAUUCCCAACCCCAACUGUGACCCGGGCGUGUCCAUCGGGGCCCCGGCGGGACGAGGGUCUGAGGACGACGGCUGGACCACCGUGGGCAUCGUGAUCAUCGCGGUGGUGUGUUGCGUGGUGGGGACGUCUCUCGUGUGGGUGGUGAUCAUUUACCACACGCGCCGACGCAACGAGGACUGCAGCGUCACCAACACAGAUGAGACGAAUCUGCCGGCGGAUAUCCCGAGCUAUCUGUCGUCUCAGGGAACGCUAGCGGAGCGCCAGGACGGGUUUAUGGCGUCUGAGAGCGACAGCCAUCAGUACAUCAGCUCCUCCAUCGGGGGCUUUUACAUGCCGACCAAAGACAUGAGCAGCCUCUGCCAGCUGGACACAGGAAGUGAUGCGGACAUGGAGGUGAUCGACCCGAUGCUCUGCCGUUAUCAGGGGCCGGUCGGUUCAAUGCUGAGACGCUACAGCCCCGAUCCUCCCGAGUCCUACACAGACCCGAGGCUCGUCUGCAGCGAAUCCUUCAGCAGGAACUGGGAGUUCUACACCUGUAGCUCCGCCCUCGAACCCUUCGAUCACAUGAUGACGAUGCUGCCCGCCGACACAGAGUGUGUGGAGGAGUGUGUGCGAGGAGAGUGUGUUCUGGGCUCCCCGGCUUCAUAUAUGGGAACGUUCGGGAAAGCGUGGCGUCCUCAUCCCGGAGUCGUGCUUCAGGAGAACCCAUACGCCGGCACUCACCCGGACCUCGACGUGUACGAGACGCCCUUCGACAACAGGACGAACUUUCCCGCCUCGUAGCGGCACGUCAUGUGACUUUACGUUCCUCCAACCAGGACGAGCGAAAACUAGACACGUUCUACCUCAGAAAGAGCUUCGGCUGAAUGUAAAUGAUGACACGUUUGUACAGAAAGAUGCAUUUUAUACAAAACUAUAUUUUGUAAAUUAAUUAUUUUUCCUA